Molecule: messenger RNA, 1096 nt
Organism: Colossoma macropomum (tambaqui)
Lineage: Eukaryota; Metazoa; Chordata; Actinopteri; Characiformes; Serrasalmidae
Gene: cfap299
Product: cilia and flagella associated protein 299
Exons: 7
Coding region: 1-750 (249 amino acids)
Source: RefSeq, a predicted model, not a curated record
AUGAUCAACACCAACUGUUCAGCAGCAGCCUGUGGAAACACAAUGGAGGAGCACAGCGCUGCCGCCGGUUCAGAAAACAUCGUCACUCAGUUUAACACGUAUGAAGACUACUUAGAUUCUCGGAUAAGGCCAUUAGACCUGUACUACCUGAAGGACAAGAAAAUGGCCCGCCAGCUGGUGGAGCUGGGCUGCUGGGGCAGCGGCGAGGUCCUGAAGAGGGAGGAAUUCGAGACAAGGAAAGCAGCUGCGGAGGCCUCGUCGCUCUCAAACAGGACCCAGCAGAAGACCCUGGCAAGUGCAGGAAAGGAACUCAAAGAUAACUUCCUGAGAGCGCUGGCUGAGCGUGAGGAGGCCAACCGCAGUGGGAAAAUGAAUUCCAUCAUUUUCGUAAGGGACCGCAAUUCUCGUGGACAGGAAAUAUCUGGGUAUAUAGACUACUCCCACAGACUACAGUUUGAAGACUUUGAACCAUAUUUCAGCGGAAAGAAAAGAUUUUUGCCAAGACAGACCGACUUAAGUUUCUACAACUGGAAAACACAAGCAUCUACAAUGAACGACACUGAAAACUACCAGGUGAUCGCAGAACAUUCAUCCAGUUUACUCUUCAAGAAUAAGAAAGACCGAAAAAUCCUGAAUGUCGACCCAGAGGCAUCAUCACCUGGUGCAAACUCCUCCAGAACGUCCAUCCAAUCUGACCUCUACCAUCAUGUUGUCAUCUAUGACCACAUCACCAGGAAGAACUGGGUCUGAGCCAUUCCCUGCGGCACACACUGCACUUUCUCUCAACCUUAACAAGGUUGUUUUAACAUGGUGAACUAUUUAAAUAGUGGCCUAGAAAUACUGCAGAAUAUUGAACAUUUUUCUUGUCAAAACUUUGUUUCAUUUAUUUCAUUUUUUCAAAAUUCUUAAACUUUCUGCUCAUUUCCAUAUUUAUGUACUUUUAGAAGCUCAUCUUUAGUGAAGUGCUUUACUUCAUUUUAUAGCUGCAUAGCUUUUAAAGAAGAAACUGGUUCAGGAUAGGUAUACUUAAGUUUUCAAUAUCGGUAUUUGAAAAGAAAGGUGGUAUUGCUAUUUGUAUGCAAAACAUGCUUUUGUU